AUGGCAGGGUUGCACUCCGUUCCUAAACUCUCGGCCCGGCGACCGGAUUGGGAGCUACCGGAGCUUCAUGGCGACCUGCAGCUCGCACCCCUCGACCCCCUACACAAUAACACGGAUCGGAUCAAGUGCCCUAAAUGCGGCCGCUCCCGAGCCCAUUACUGCUAUGACUGCCUGCAGCCCCUGGUCCCCUUCCCGAUCGUGGAGCUGCCGUUCCGCGUGUCCAUUGUCACCCACCACGAAGAGAAGCCCUCCAAGAACACCGGGGUGCAGGUGGCGCUGCUGGCGCCCGGGCAGGUGGACCUGCACAGUAUGAGCCAGGUGCCGGACGAUGUGGACCCCUCCCGCUGCGUGGUGCUGUUCCCCAGUGACACGGCGCUGGAGGUGGAGCAGCUGGAACCUGAUUCCAUUGACCGGCUGUUCAUCAUCGACUCCAGAUGGAAGAAGGCGGGGGCCCUCAUGCGCACCGAGACGUUCCGCUCCAUGUGCGCGGUACGACUGAGCCACACCCGGUCCGCCUUCUGGCGCUUCCACACCAGGGGCGUGUCUGACGAGGGGGUGUGCACUGUGGAGGCCCUCUACUUCUUCCUGGAGGCGCUGGUGAAACAUGGCAAACUGAGCGACCCACGGUUCACUGCGCCACACACGUUCGACAACCUGCUGUGGUAUUUUGUGUACCAGCACCAGGUGGUGCAGCAGGCGGCACUGAAGAGGCUGCAGGAGCGGGGCACAGCAGAGUUGCUGGGACAACAGCCGCAGCAGCAGGAGGGCCCUGGGCGCGCAGACACGGAACAGGGUCAGGACCAGCCUCACCAGCAGAAGCCUCAACAACAGCAGCAGCGGAAAGGUCAAACAAAGCAGCAGCAGCAGCAACAACAAAAACAAAAACAAAACCCGAUGCGACAAACCCAGAAGCAGAACGAGCAACAACAGCAAAAAAAAACGCAGAAGCAGCAGCAGCAAGGACAGGGGCAGGGGCAGGGUGACGGGCCCCUCACGAAUCUGGGAGGGGUGGGUGGACCGGAGGUAAGCGGCAUCUCAGAGUAUGGCGGUGCCAACACGCUGGCCGCCCGGAAGGGGCCAGCAGGUAACGGAGGUGACGGCACAACCGGUGGAAAGCAGCAGCAGCAGCAGGUGCUGCCCAGUGGUGACCAGCCCGAGGAGAGCAGGCGACAGCUGCACGCAGCGGAGGACGCGGCGGUGGCGGUUGUUGCAGGUCCAGCCGGUAGGGAGGGAAAAGGUGAAGCUGGCGGGGGAGUGGUGCGUGAGGACGAGGAGAUUCGGUGCGGGCCCAGCGGCAUUGGGCCAGCGGCUGCUGGGGUAUGGGAGGCUGGGGCGCCAGGAGCUGUACACGGCGAUGGAUCCCGCAACGACGGCGGCGAUGUGGAUGAUGCGGAAGGUUCUGGAUCCACCACACUCCAAUCCGGGUGGGCCGACAGCCGCGUCCUUCCGCACCCCUUCGCCAGCAGCAACAGCAGCAGCCUGCAGGUUUCCCUGGAGCUGCCACCGGGGCAGUUCACCUCCCCAGGCACUCUGCCCCUGCACUCGCCCGCCACAUCGGCUCCGAUGACCGCCACCUCAGCUGUGCCCCAGCCCCAGCCCCAGCCUGAGACGCUGGCAGCUGUUCCGGGGGUGCGCGGCGUCAGCUGCGUGAUCGUUGACGGGCAGCCAUCGCUGGGGUUGUCGCCGCCGGCUGCCGGCGGCGGCCGCGGCGCGUCUGCAUCAGGUGCUGCCCUCCCGCUGCUGCCGCAGCCACCGCUGGGUUCCGGCGGAGUGCUACAGCUGGCGGCGCCGGCCGCUGGUGCUGCUGCUGCUACGGGGCCGACAGCGGCGGCGACGGCGACGGUGCAAGGCAGCUCAGCCCCGGCCGAGCUGACAGCGCCAACAUGCGCUUCGCUCCCCGCACUCUGCUUGCCGGCGGUAGCUAGCGAUGUAUGCGGGCUCGCGCCAGUUCCGUCGGGCGCCAGCGGCGGUGGCGGUAGCGGCGGCAGAGUUGGUAUUGACAGCCACCACGCCACUGGACAACCGGCCGCAGCUGGCGGCGGUGCGGCGGUGGUGGCGGCGGGUGUGGCGAUGCCGCCACAACAGCAGCACCCUAACCCCGCACCGCCUCAGCAUUCCGGGGGCUUGUCGCUGCGCCGGAUAAAGCCCGUGGCGGCGGCGAUAGAUUUGCACUGCGCGUUAGCGGCGCGCAAGGAACAGCACCCGGUGCCGCCUCCGCCGCCACAUCCGCAGCCGCAGCAGCAGCCGCUUCUCCAGUCGCCAAGCAGCGCCAUCUGCGAUGCAAGCACCAGCGGUCGACCCGGGCCUUAUGUCCCGCAAUGCGGCUUAGCUGGCGGGUCAUCAGUUCUGCCGAUAGCGCCGGCAGUGGAGGGCGUCCCGUCCGCCGCCGCCGCUGGCCCCGCCCAUAGCGGCAGCGCCGACGGCGCCCCCGCCGCAAGUGCACGUGCCGCCGUUGCUGUUGGAUUGAGCGCCGGCGUCGACGGUAUGAAGGGCAUGAACGCCGCGCACAGCACGAUGCAGCAACUGCCGCCGCAGCAAGCGGAUGGUGGGUCCAACGAAACGGCCGGCGAAGGCCAGGUACUUUGGGCGCCGACCGCCGCGGUCAACACGACCGCGGAUACGGCUCCGUGGGCCGGCGUGGUGUCAUCGGGACACAUGGGGCCUUACCCGGGGGGAAGGGCCGAUGCCGUCGGCGCCAGCGGCAGUGGGGGCGGCGGCACCGCCACCACCUUUACAAUAGGUUGCAACCUGUUGCAGCAGGGGACGGGGACGACGACGGCGCUGCCGUGCACGUACGGUUCCCAGGCCCGAGCGAGCGGUGGCGGCGGGGGACCCGACGCUGGCGGCGGUGGCGGCGGCGGAUUGGUACCCACCGAUUGCGUCGGGCCGCCGGCUGGGGCGCCCAUCCUGUCUGGGCGGGCCUCGGACCCCGGGGUGAGCUCUUUUCCACAGCAGCAGCAGCAGCAGCAGGUGGUGCUACUGCCGCCGGGUGAAUCUGCCAGCGCAAGUCCGGCUGUCAAGAGCUCAGCACACAAAGCCAUUGCAGCCAUCCCCGUGUCCUUGCAGCAGCAGCAGCAGCAGCAGCAGCUGGCUGGCGGCAGCACCUCUGGGGGGGCCAUUGCAGAUCGGUUCUUAGCGUCCUUGGUUCUGCCCGGUGUCGGGGGGCUGACACCGCCCACAGAGCCCGCAUCCGGCGGCUUUUCGCUGCCCGCGGAAGCGGCACAGGAGCCCCCGCACCCGCAGCUGCAGCCGCAACACCUGCCACAACCGGUGGCGGCGGCGGCGGCUGCACCUCAGCCGCAGCCGCUGCUUUUUCCCCCGUCCCUCGGGAUCCCUCCGUUUAGCCCGGCAGCGCUCCAGCUUAUGGCAUUUAGUCAGAUGGGUCAAGCUGUCGCAGCUACUGCUGAGCAUCAACAACAUCAUCAGGCGCUGCAGUCUGAUCAGCAGCAGCAGCAGCAGCAGCAGCUAGCACAGCUGCAGCAGCACCACCAGGCAGCCGCCGCUCUCAGCCUCAUGCAGCACAUGUGGCAGGCUCCGUUUGGUUUGGUGAUGCCACCGGGCAUGAUGGGGAUGGGGAUGGUGCCGGGGAUGAUCUGGCCGCCAGGGCAGAUGGGCCUUACGCCUGCGGCAAUGCCGACGCCUGGCGGGCCUCUGAACCCGGCGGCGGCGGCGGCGGCUGCCGCGGCCGCGGCGGCGCAGUUCCCCGCGCUGUUCAACCCGGCCAUGAUGUUACCGGCGUUGGCGCCGUUUGCGCUGCCGUUGCAAGCCGCGGCGACGGCGGCGGCAGCGCAGCAGCUGCAGCAGCAACAACAGCAACAGCAGCAACAGCCUGCCGCCACCGUCGCCGCAGUCAAUGCCGCCAUCAGCGGUAGAAGUACUGCAGGUAACGCUGGCAUGACGGCGGCGGCGGCGGCAGUUCCCCCAGCACUUGUCAAGGGCUCAUCGAGGCCGACCAAGAGCGCUGUGAAGACGGAGGCGGCGGCGUCUGUCAGGGGAGCCUCCGCGACCCAGGAACCUGCAGUACAGAAACAGCAACAGCCGCAGCAGCCAGGCGGCACGACGAGCUGCGUCGGUCCGGAGGCCGCUGUGCGCGCCCCGCCCACACGGUGUCUAACUCCGCUGGUGCCGUCGGCACUUCCGUCAGCAGCGGCGGCGACGACAGCGGCAGCGGCAGCGGCACACCCUCUGGUUGUCCAGCAGGUCCGACCGGAUUUUACGGCCUUUGCUGGAGCGCCAGCGUUUUCGGCAGCGGAGGCGGAUUCACGGCCAGGUCCUCCGCCACAGACGGAGGCAGACGACGGAGGCGGCGUGUUGGCGGCGCCAGCGGCCGCGAACUGUCGCCGCGGCAACACAGCCGCGGGGGCUGCAACCCGCGAUGGCGCCAGCGGUGACGGCAACAAGGAUAACUCCGCGGUUGGUGCGGCGGAUGCGGACGCAGAGGCGGAGGUUGAGGUGGCGAAGAAGGCGCCGAGAUCCCUGCCAGGAUUGGAGGUGACGCGGCUACAGUCGUUCGCCAGUGCCGAUCUAGUGGUGGUGGAUGCGUUGCAGCUGCUGGCCGCGAGUCCGCCGCCCAGCCCGCACCGGGAGAGACGCGCGUCGGGGACCUCGGGUGCGAGCGUUACGACGGCUGGCGGUGGCGGGGGCAGCCGCCGCUCAUCCGACGGUGGCGGCGCCGCCGGCGCCGCCGCUGGGAUAGGCCCAACGGCUACGGCUGAUGCCGACACGACGACGUCAGGCCGCCCGCACACGGUACCAGCUCGUCGCAUGUUUGAGCUGCCGGACCCUGUGCCCGUCAAGCGGGAGCCGCCGCAGCCGCAGUCGGGGGCAGCCGGGCUCACCAGCGCAGCGGGGCAAGGGCCUAGAGCUGCAGUGACGAGUGCAGGGGAGGUACGGGGCCCUGCAGCCACCAUACCGGCUUCAGCCCGCUUGCCUUGGCUGGCUACGUCACCAGCACUGCCGCUGCCGCCGCGGGCUGCCGCGGCGGCGGCCGGUACGUUGGAUCGACAGCGGCUGCUGCACCUGGCGGCAGUCGGCGCGGAGAAGGUACGGCGGCGGGCAUCGGGGCAAGGCGGCAGCGGCGCAAGCCUGGUGGGCUUGGAAGCGGCGGCGACCGGCGUUGCGGACGGAAGGGAAGACGAGCCGCAGCUGGCGCUGCCGCCGGGUGCUAGGCGUCCAAAGACGCGCCUGGCCCGCGCUGCGGCGGCGCCUGGCGGCGCCUUCCUCGCAGUCAUACUCGAGGCGACGGAGGCCGCCGCGGCUGCAUCCGCCGCCGAUGCGGAGAUUGGUGGCGACGGUGAGGAGAUGGAGACGCACGCAGGUGCCGUGGCGACGGCCCAGGGGCUGGGCUUGGGUCACUCUCGGGCUCCUGUCGUCGCGGGCAGCCAACCACUUUCCGCCGCCGCCGUCGCCGCCAUCGGUGCCGGCCGAAGUGCGCGGCGAAGCACGGGCAGCGGCGGCGGCGGCGGCACCCGGAAGGUCCAGUGGGCGACGAGCGAAGAGGCUCCAUUCGGCUCCAUGCGUUCCGCGGCGACCGCGGGUGCGGAGGAGGAUGAGGGUAUGGUACAGGGAGGGGAAGAGGAGGACGUGGGGGAGGAGGAUGGAGAAGAGCUAGAGGAGGUGGCAGCGGCACGCGGUGUACGGCAACGGUCACGGCGCUGGCGUCACCCGGCGGCAGCAGCGGCCGGCAGCGACGGUGGCGGCGGCGGCGAAGGCGACGAGGACGACAGUGAUGAGGAUUACAAUCUGGGGAGGGAGGCGCGGCGCCGCGCACGGGGAGCGCGGCGCGGUGGCGGCGGCGCUGGCGGAGCUACUGCAAGUGUGUUUGCCGCUGCGCGCCGCGCUGCACGCGGCGGGGGCGGCGGCGGCAGCGGCGGGUCUGCCGUCGACAGCGACGACGGGGAAGGCGGGUUAACAUCGGAUGACCCAGCUCACGGGUACACUGGCGACGGCGACGACGACACAGCUACUGCGGAAGGAGCCGCGGCGGCGGCGGCGGCGGCAAGGCGCCGCCGUAGCGGCCAUGGGCGGCCGCCGGGCGCCGGCAACCUACGGAAAAUGAAGCCACGGCGGCUGCAGUCAGACGGUCGUCUGGGGUUCGCAAUGCGCUCGUCCAGGUACACAGGCGUUUACCGCACCCCCGGCGGCCGCUGGCGAGCGCAGUUCUGCUACCGCGGUGCCGUACACCAGCUUGGGAUGUACGACACGGAGCGCGAGGCGGCUGCAGCUUGGGACCAGGCGGUGGUGACGUUUCGAGGCAGCUCCUCGGGUGUGCAGCUCAACCUGCCGCAGCUGCUCAACUCGUACGACUUGCAGAACGUCCGGGAGCACAUUCAUCGCAUCCUGGACUCCAAGAUCGCCACCACGCGUACCAAGCGCUGCCUGAACUCCUACGCGCGGAACCCGCCGGGGCCCAAGAGCCCCUCCAGGGUGGUGCCGGCGGCGGUGAUUGAGAACAUCACGACGGAGCCGGGUACGGAGGACGGGGGAGACGUCCAGCUGUACGACGGCGGCGGCGAUGCCGCCGCAAGCGGCCACGUGGAUCUGUCCGGUUUACCAGCAGCAGCGGCGGCGGCGGCGGCCGGUGGUGGUGGUGGUGGCGUAGGUGAGGUUGGCAGCAGUCAGGGCCGCGUACGGACCGCGACGGCCGCAGCCGGUAGGGCGUGUCGGCGGCGCCGUAGCCCUAGCCCCAGCGGCGACGGUGGACCGGACGACAGUGGUGGCGACGGCGCUAGCGGCAGUACGGCAGGUGGGUGCAGGGCGGCACGGAAACGGGCGCACCAUGACGUUGGCGGAGGCGGCGGUGGCGGUGGUGCUGUGCUUGGGAAUAGCUCGGGCGGGCUGCAACCUCACACAGCAGCCCAGGACAACACGGCCGGGGGGCAGCAGCUGCUGCUGCAAGCGCAGCCUCAGCGGCUCGGAGCAUUGCCGGUGGGCGAUGCGGCGCUGCUGGGGCUGGCGGCGCUGCGCCGUCACCUUCCGCUGCCGCCGCCACCUUCAGUUGCCGCCGGUGCGGCUGCCGACACGGCGUCCCUACCGCCGCCGCCGCUCCGAAGCCACGACCUCGCUGGUGGCGACGUCACUGCCGCUGCCACAACCGAUAUCGCCGCUACCGCUGCCGCAGUCGCUACAGAUGCCGCGGUUGCAGCAGCGUCUGCGGCGGCAGCAGUAGAUGACGUCCUGCCGCCAAGCAAGCGCUCGUCAGAAACCACAACGACGGCGGACGCCGCCGCCGCCGCCGCCGCUGCCGCUGCCUCCCUCGUCCAGCCGUCGACCCAUGAGCCGUGGGACGUCGAGGGUCCCGCCGUGUCCAAGGUCGCAGCGGAGGCUCAGCACCGCAGCAGCAGCAGCGGCGGCGGGGAGGGGGGUGACGCCACCGGGGCCCGGUCGGGCCGGGCCGCCUCGCCCAAACGCCGCAAGAGCCUUGCCAUCCGCUCCAGAGACUACUGA
This is a messenger RNA of Volvox carteri f. nagariensis, 7446 nucleotides long. RefSeq lists its product as uncharacterized. Gene Ontology annotation, molecular function: DNA binding; DNA-binding transcription factor activity. Bases 1 to 7446 code for a protein of 2481 amino acids. Lineage: Eukaryota; Viridiplantae; Chlorophyta; Chlorophyceae; Chlamydomonadales; Volvocaceae. Gene Ontology annotation, biological process: regulation of DNA-templated transcription. The record is from RefSeq and is a predicted model, not a curated record. The transcript has 9 exons.